Molecule: messenger RNA, 2425 nt
Organism: Punica granatum (pomegranate)
Lineage: Eukaryota; Viridiplantae; Streptophyta; Magnoliopsida; Myrtales; Lythraceae
Source: RefSeq, a predicted model, not a curated record
AUCCUGUCUUUCUGCCAGGACUGAUGAAUAGAAAAUUAUACAACUCCCUCUCGAACAAUUUUGCUUUUUACUCUUUUUCUUUUUUCCGAUAAGAACACGGAUAUAUUUUCGUGUCUAAAUAUCGACUUGAUCCUGAUCAUGAUCAUGAUUCUCUGAAUAUUUCAAGGUCAUCAGAUCUGAGCUAGAGGGUGAGGGUAGAUAUGACAGUCUCGAGGUACGAGCUAGGAUCGGUUCGGGGAUGCAAGACCAUAAAAUUUUAUCCAAUGAAUAAACGAGCAAUAAUAUAAGAGAGAAGCCUCUUUCAUGAAUAUCGUCUUUCCCCAUAUAUAGAGGCCAAAGACGCGGUUGAAGUUUCAUUUCUUUGUCUUCAUCCUCUAUGAUCUUUUCGUUCUCUCCUUUCUUUUAUUAUUAAGAGAACAUUCUUAUUUUCUUCACGUAAUUAGAAUACAGUGAACAAAGUGUGCUAGCCAUGGAAGAAGAGAAGGCCCAGAGAAAUGGUUCGGUUGAUCAUGAGGAGCAUAAGCCGGUCUACAGAGGACUUAAAACCAUGCCCUUCAUUAUCGGGAAUGAAACAUUUGAGAAGCUGGGAACAAUUGGCACACUAUCAAACCUCACAGUCUACCUCACCGCUGUGUUUAACAUGAAGAAUGUGAGUGCUGCCACUCUCAUUAACAUCUUCAUGGGAACUUCCAACAUUGCACCUUUUUUCGGAGCAUACCUCUCCGACACUUAUUUCGGCCGCUACAAGACUCUCGGCUUUGCUUCCAUCUCCUCUCUCCUGGGCCUCAUUGUGAUCAACCUCACGGCAAUAUUCUCUGCUCUGCACCCUCCCCAGUGCUCAGCCCAGUCCACUGCCUGCCUUGGUCCGACAGCUGGCCAAUUGGCCUUCCUCCUCACCGGGUUCGGCCUUAUGGUCAUUGGUGCCGGUGGAAUCCGCCCUUGCAACUUUGCCUUCGGCGCUGACCAGUUCGAUCCCACAACUGAAUCAGGCCAACGGGGAGUUGACAGCUUCUUCAACUGGUACUACUUCACCCUCACCUUUGCCGUGAUGGUGUCCUCCACCCUGAUUGUCUAUGUGCAGUCCGAUGUGAGCUGGGCCAUCGGAUUUGCUAUCCCCACAGGUCUCAUGCUCUUGUCCUGUGCGCUCCUGUUCUUGGGCUCCAGACUAUACGUCAAGGUGAGGCCCGAUGGGAGCCCCAUCACCAGCCUUGCCCAAGUGCUCGUGGCUGCUGUAAGGAAGCGGCGGCUGACAGUCCCGGACCAGCUGGCAGUUAGUCUUUUCAAUCACGUGUCGGAAAAGUCCAUCAACUCAAAGCUCCCUUAUACUGAUCAAUUUAGGUUCCUUGACAAAUCUGCUGUCAUAACGCCGGCGGACCAAAUCAAUAUAGAUGGCUCCGCCUCGAAUUCCUGGAGACUCUGCAGUAUACAGCAAGUUGAGGAAUUGAAAUGCAUUCUGAGAGUGAUCCCGAUUUGGGCCUCUGCGAUCCUCUACAGCCUCGCAAGUGCCCAGAACCAUACCUAUGGCAUAUUCCAGGCCCUGCAGUCGGACCGCCGCUUCUCCCAGAGCACUAACUUCAAAAUCCCGGCGGCAUCGUAUUCUGUGUUCAUGAGUCUGAGCCUCACAGUGUGGAUUCCCGUCUAUGACAGGGUCCUAGUCCCGGCACUGAGGAGGGUCACCGGCAAGGAAGGUGGGAUCACAGUGCUCCAGAGGAUCGGCAUCGGGAUAGUCAUCUCUGUCCUGUCAAUGAUAGUUGCAGGACUCGUCGAGGAGAAGCGAAGAAAUGAUGCCCUGACGAAACCGAGUCUAGGAGUUGGCCCAAAAGGCGGGGCAAUAUCUUCCAUGUCGGGUUACUGGCUGGUUCCGCAGCUUGCCUUGGUGGGGCUUUCCGAGGCGUUCAUUUCAAUUGGGCUGGUGGAGUUCUACUACAAGCAGUUCCCUGAAAACAUGAGGAGCAUCGCGGGGGCUUUCUCAACCACAGGAAUGGCAUUCGCGAACUACUUGAGCGGGUUCCUCGUGUCAACUGUCCACCACAUUACCGUGAGGUCUCGGUCCGGGGAUUGGUUGCCUGAGGAUCUGAACAAGGGGAAAUUGGAUUACUUCUAUUACAUGAUUGCUGCCUUGGGGGCCCUGAACUUCGGGUACUUCUUGGUCUGUGCUAGGUGGUACAGGUACAAAACUGAUUCUAAUAGGGGAAUUGUCGAACUGGCCUUGCAAGAAGCCGGUGGAUCGGAAAAGCUUUCAGUCUAAGUCGACUCUUAUUUUUUUAUGCCUGCAAACCACGAUUUUCUAUGUCUAGCUAGGUGCAGUGAGCAUGUACAGAGUGGUCGCAUUUUCACCUCCCUUAGCUUUCACUCCGUUAAUCGAGAUUCUCACUUUCAGCCCUGGAGGCGGGAUCAGCUCCGAGUUAGAUUAUUUUUCACUCUC